Molecule: messenger RNA, 222 nt
Organism: Oikopleura dioica
Lineage: Eukaryota; Metazoa; Chordata; Appendicularia; Copelata; Oikopleuridae
Source: the annotation of a GenBank genome assembly
AUGAAGCAAGGUGACAUGAAUCAAGCACUUACAGAUGCUCAGGAAUUCAUCAGCAUUUGCCCAUCCAACUUCAAUGCCCAUCACUACCUCGGCCUCGUUCACAUGUCUAUGGAAAACCACGAGGACGCGCUGACUGCCCUUGCGACGGCAAACAGGCUCAAGCUCGCGCAAGAUAAAAGCUACGCCGAGUUCCCAUCAGAGGAUGACGAUGUAUUCGCCUGA